Messenger RNA from Talaromyces amestolkiae, 6159 nucleotides. RefSeq lists its product as uncharacterized. Gene Ontology annotation, cellular component: endocytic vesicle; Golgi apparatus; membrane. Gene Ontology annotation, biological process: intracellular protein localization; retrograde transport, endosome to Golgi; endocytosis. The transcript has 6 exons. The record is from RefSeq and is a predicted model, not a curated record. Bases 1 to 6159 code for a protein of 2052 amino acids. Lineage: Eukaryota; Fungi; Ascomycota; Eurotiomycetes; Eurotiales; Trichocomaceae.
AUGUCCGCCCCUGAGCCAGCUCCCGCACCAGCUGCUGCCGCAGAGAAACCCCAGGAGCCACGCCGCACCGAGCUCGACGUCGCGAAGCUGCACGCUCUCCCGUCUGAACAGCAGGAUCUUUACCUUUUAACAUUCACGUCCGAACUCGUCCAGCAUGUUUCUGCUCUCACAAAGGAGGAAAUCACUUUGGAACAAGCUUCGUUGAAGCAAGAGCUCUUUAAAGUCAUCAAUCUCAGCUCCCCCUCUGUCACACGAGUGAUUCGCAAUAAUCUGGGGAAAUGUUUCGGAACGAUUCUCGGGAAGGGAGACCGGAUUCCGCUGUACGAUACUGUUCUCGAUCUGCUCGCUAUAGUCAAUGGUGGGAAAAGUGUAGAGCUCAAGACCAAGCUCGCUGCGGGGCACUGUUUGGGGGAGGUGUUUGCGGCCGCGGGAGAUAGUGCUUACUCUCACGCAAGCGCUGCUACGCCUGCUCUUUUCAAAUUGCUGAAAGCUGGCAGUAAUCAUGCUGGAGUCCGGGGCUCGGUUUUCGCUGCGCUGCGAAAGGUGGUCGGUGGACUGGGUGGUCCGAUUGAAGAGCCCAUAGCGCGUGAUAUAUGGAAGCAGGCGCGCAAUGCGGCUUCUAGUGACAAGUCAACUCUUGUUCAGAUAAAUGCUUGUCGGUGUCUUGAACAACUUUUGAUCACGACUCAAUAUUUCGAUAAUCAGAAUGAUAGUGAGACUCUUAAGACCCUCGUCUGGAAGGUUAUCGACAACCCCGUCGCACCAGUCAGACAUGCCGCCGCUUCAUGUUUAGCAAGAGCUCUUGUGAAAAGCUACUCACCGCAAAGCGGUACUGAAUCUUCAACAAAAUCGAAGAAAAGCAAACGACAGUCAAAAAAGCCUCCGCCAAAAGCAAACGAUGCAGACGAAGAUGAGCCAGCAGAUGACUCUCCAUCAGCUAAGAAGGCUGAACCUCGCUUAUCAUUAUCACUUUCCGACAUUUUAGUGCAGCUCUCUACGCAAUAUGUACGAAGCUCAACUGGUAAUCGGGCUAGAGCUGGUAUAGCUGUUUGUUAUAAAUAUGUUAUUCGAAACCUGGGAGAGAACGUUGUCGAGGAGCGUUACGGACAGAUUGCUUCGCAUCUACUCGUUACACUGCUCAACCAUCCGACAGUUACAUACAAUCGUUUUCGACUCUUGAUGACCCGAAGAUUUAUUAAAAACAUCCUCGAAGAUACCCUUGGUCGCGAAAUUCUGCGAGAGAACAGCCAGGUGAAUGCUGCCAAUUGGCUCAUCAACUCCAUCCUUAAGGACUAUCCUCAGGUGAUCAAGGAGAGAAGCGAGCCGAGCAAGUAUACCCUUGCAAGCACGUUGAGUGCUCUGUCUUCUUUGAUAUCGUCGCUCGGUUCGGCUGUCACAACCUUGGCUGAUGCCUGUCGAGAAGCUCUCAUUCAGGUUCUUCCACAUCCUAGCUACACUGUUCAGAUUCAAACAGCUCAAUGUUUACGCAACUUUGUUCUUGCUUGCCCAAAUCAAUUGAUAUCUUGUGUCACAAUAUGCUCGAAUAGCUUAAACCGCGAGAUUGGACAACUUACGACACCACGGUCGUCUUCGCGACGCUGUCUCGGAUUCGCGAAUGGUCUAUCUGCUAUGUUGGGUACAUCUCGCUUGCAACCUCUGUACGGAUCUGUCGAUGUUUUUGCUCGUGUUCUCUCACAGGCAACGGAUCUGCUCAAGAACAGCGGUAGCUCUGAACUUCGUGUCGCAAGCACUCAAAUUCAAGUUGCGUGGAUUCUAAUUGGAGGCUUGAUGCCUCUCGGUCCCAGUUUCGUCAAAAUCCAUUUGUCACAAUUAAUGCUUCUAUGGAAGAACGCUCUUCCUAAACCUCUAGGCAGGGCCAAUACAGCCGAACAAGGACCUCUAGAGACGAGCUUUCUCGCCCAUGUCAGAGAAUGCGCAUUGGGCUCAAUGCUUUCUUUCCUCGAAUUUAACGCCAAGUUAGUCACCGCGGACGGAGCUAGGCGCAUCGCUGCAAUGCUACAAAAUACAGUAGCCUUCUUGGAUGAAAUGACAUUACCAAAGACAGCAGAAGAUAUAUCGCAACGCCUCUUUCCAUCUAUACAAAUGCACGAUUUUGCGGUCAUGGUUCGACGCCGCGUACUUCAGUGUUUUACCAAACUGGUCAAAAUUCACCAUACCGGCCAUGCAGAGAUAGUAUCGCAGUCCAGUCUUCUAAGCAUAGCCAUCUCCUCCUUUGCGGACCCUGAGAUUGUGCACCCCAAUCCAAUUGAGACCUCAAUUGUCGCCUCCACUGGCCAAUUUGAAAGCCUCUGGGACUUGUGGGAUAAUUUCGGCUUUGGAGUCACGGGUUUAGCUCGAACAUAUGUCAACGAAACACUUACAGGAAAACGUGCAGGAGGAGCCACUGCAUGGAACGCAAAUGACUCUACUGAUCAAGAAAUUGAUGAUAUUCUCAACUUUCCCGUGUGUCAAGCGAGUGAACACGAUUCUGUACUCCUUUAUGGGUCUCGAGAUGGCUUCUCGACUUUCUAUACUGACCCACCCGUGACGGAGGCUGUGAACGCUGCUAUUGAUCUCUUUGCGGUUGCUUUACCUUUGCAGACACCAAAAGUACAGGAAAGCAGCGUUGAGCAGAUCGUCACCUUGCUGUCGUCUCACAGCUUGCAAAGAAAUCCGGGCCGUAAGGUUGCGAUGACCAUCAAUAUUGCUAUAGCUUUGUUGCACACUCUUAAAGUUGCAGUCAGAGAAACCAUUGCGCCUCCAGGGAAAUUGGAAGCAUCCACAGAAAAGAUCAUCCAAGAACUCUUGCAGAGAUUCGUCAUGGACCCUGAUGCGAUAAUCCGAACCAUCGGUUUUGAGGCGCUUGGCAGACUAUGCAACAGUGCUGGGAACGCAUUUACAAAUACUCAGAUCAACUGGCUUGUCGAUACGAUUGUAGCAAAUCGCGAGCCUAGUGCGCGUGCAGGAUGUGCAGCGGCUCUCGGCUGCAUUCACUCGAGAGUUGGUGGCAUGGCUGCAGGAUUCCACCUAAAGACAAUCGUCGGUGUUCUCAUGUCAUUAUGCAGUGACCCUCACCCGGUAGUGCACUUCUGGGCUAUAGAUGGGUUGGAAAGAGUUGCCGAGUCUGCUGGAUUGACAUUUUCCCCUUAUGCAUCGAGCUCGUUAGGCAUGCUUGCGCAACUUUACGUGGCGGAUACACAUAACGAGGAAGCAGCUUCCUUGGCUACCUCGAACCUGGAAGUCUCAUUCCCUACUCCAUUCGUCAUAAGUCGUUCGGUGGAUUCCCUCAUUAAUGUUUUGGGUCCUGACCUGCAAGAUAUCGCAAAGACCCGCAACUUGAUUUUAACUUUGGUCCGCCAAUUUCAGCUCGAAGAGUCUCCGGCAAUGAACACACAGAGCUCCAGAUGCCUUGACCAUCUUUCUUUAUAUGCACCGUCACACGUUGAUUUCACGGCAUUCGUCAAGCGUCUGCAUGCGGGACUCACGUCGAAGAGCUCGCUGAUGCGCGAAGCAGCAAUUCGAGGACUCGACAAUCUCAUGAAACGAGAUGCUGAAGCUGUCAUAGGAUCCAAUACUUCGACCUUGGAAGACGAUAUCUGGCUUGCCUUGGACGACUCUCCUGGAACUACAUCUCUCCGAAGCUUGAUUCGCAAUUGGCUACAACAGAGUGGACUUUCCCACACUCAACUUUGGAUCCAGCGUCUCCACAACGUGCUUACCAAGACACGAGCAAAGAAAGAUGAGAUCCAGCCCAAAAAGCUUGCGCGAGCAGCUACUGCCUCUGAAGUGCAGGAUGACGAAGUUGCGGGUUUUGCAUCUGCUGUUGCUGGUGGAGAUCAGGAAGAGGGAGAUAGCAGCGCUAACACCGGGCAAGAGUUGCUCAAAUGGCAGACUCGUAAUUUUGCAGUCAGCUGUCUAGGUGAGCUGCUGCUUAUGGUUAAUGAUAAAAUCCUUCCAGAUCAGACCAUUCCUGCAGAAGUUGCCUUGCAACAAAAGAUCGGCGAUGUUGUUCGCAUGGCUUUUUCUGCUUCUACGGCAAAUGUGGUAGAGCUAAGAGUCUGGGGCCUUAAGAUUCUUGACCAAGUUCUCAAGAUGUUUGGCAAAACUCCCGAUCCUGAUUUCCAGGAAGCAUCUCUGCUAGAGCAAUACCAAGCGCAGAUUGGGUCGGCCCUAACCCCGGCAUUUGCAGCUGAUUCGUCUCCAGAUUUGGCUUCAGAGGCUAUCAAUGUAUGUGGCACGUUUGUUGCUGCGGGUAUCGUCACAAAUGUCGACCGAAUGGGCAGAAUCUUCCGACUGCUUGUUGUUGGAUUGGAGCAAUUCGCCAAUGACCCUAACAUUACCGAGAUUGGUGAUUUGAAAGGGCUCAACUCGAAUGCACGGGUAAUGGUGAAAAUGGCACUAUUUUCGGCAUGGGCGCGAUUGCAAAUGGCAAGCCUUGAACAGCAGUAUUUGGUCAAUGUCGUUCAGCCAUACACUGCCAUGCUCACACCGUUGUGGCUUUCCUCUCUUCAAGAAUUUGCUCGGCUACGGUUCGAACCAGAUAUCUCAGGAAGCCUCGGUACUCCAUCGACUGGGGAUCUUGAUGAAGUUUACGCGGCAUUGAAUAGAGAAACAUUGCUCAACUACUAUCAAGAUUCUUGGUUGAAUCUCGUUGAUGCGAUUGCAAGUCUUGUCGAAAAAGACAGCGACUUUGUUUUUGAUGCAUUGGACAACAAAUCCAAGGCACAAGGUGACGAUGUCGAUGAGAAUAAAGCGAAGGGAGUUGUGCCCUCCGGGAAGGGUGACAGUAUCAACUACCGCGACGAACCUGUUGCGUUCUUUUUCGUGCUCUUCGGACUAGCAUUUGAGGCGUUGGUCGAUCAAUCUGUGUCGCCUUCGCAAAGAUUGGAGAUUCUUCAAGCCCUCGCCAAAAUACUGAGACCAUCUGUUGCCGGAAAUGCGAUCUAUCAAGAUGCGGUCUUUUCCGAGACAGUGGAUACUCUUGAUCGUUUGGUUCUCACUGAAGGCCACAAUAUUCAGACGGUCAUUGUCGAGAUGGCCAGAAACUUGUCACUUGAUCAUCCUUCAGCAAAAGGUGGCCAAGAUCGUGCCGAGAACUUGUCCGACGAUAUUGAACAGCUUUUCGAACUCACCAGAAACAUUAUUCUCGUUCUAGCGGGCCUGCUCCCGAAUCUAGGUGACUCGAGCUCUCGCACUUUCAACGUCAGCUCCGACGAGACUUUGACUUUGAUUCGUCUGGCACUCUCUGCCCUGGUUGACGUGGCCGCUAUAUUUCCGGCUAUCAUACGACAUGACCUUCACGCAUGCAUUCUACACAUCUUUAGUACUAUAUUAGCAACGGGUAUCUGUCAGGCUGAAGUUGUCCCUCAUGCUCUUCCAAUAUUCCGCAGGUUCGUUCAAGGCAUGACCUCGCAGGGUACACCGACAAACGAAGCAGUCUCAUUACAAGUACGUGGCUGCUUGACACGCUUUCUCACGACACUUAGCAUUGCACAACGCCGAGAAUCAGAAACUUCUCUACCUUGUGCAAAGAAUACUCUCCUCGCCAUGACCAUAGUACUUAGCACCAGCAGUCAUGUCAUUCCUCCACAAGAUCCUCUUGUUGCAAGAGUACUGGACGAAUACCUAGAUUGCCUACAGGAUGUCGGCCUCGCCAGUGUUGCUGCCGGAUGUAUUCGCUCCGUGCUCCUUCGAAGCGGGCCGUUAUCGACCACAGAUUCAGCAAUUGGACGGUAUCUCUUCCCACGACUCAUCGCGUUCGUUGCAGGAACUCCAAACGAUCGAGGCGAGCCACCAAUCGACCCGGAGAACUCACGAGCAGCUAUUUCCCAAACGCUAGUCUUGUACAUCAGCAACCCUAUUGCAUUCCCACCUCCCAAAGUCUCCACUGCAAUUCCCCUAGUUGUCUCGACUCUUUUGGCACGUGCCAAAAACGAAGGAUCAGCAAUCUAUCAAGAGAUGGCCGCUAGAUUGCUUGAGAUUGGCAAAGUAAACCCUGUGAUUUUCCGUGCACUCAUCGCUGGUAUGGAUCCUGAAAGAAGGGUCCUUGUGGAGGAUGUUCUGCGCAGUAUUGGCGCUGGCUCUGCUGGUGAGGCCAGGGAUGCCGGAGCGCAGGAACAGAAGGCUACGCCGAGUAUCGAGUUGCGCAUGGACUUUUAG